Messenger RNA from Tripterygium wilfordii, 2897 nucleotides. RefSeq names its product BTB/POZ domain-containing protein At1g30440-like. Gene Ontology annotation, molecular function: protein binding. The transcript is spliced from 4 exons. The record is from RefSeq and is a predicted model, not a curated record. Lineage: Eukaryota; Viridiplantae; Streptophyta; Magnoliopsida; Celastrales; Celastraceae. Bases 773 to 2641 code for a protein of 622 amino acids.
UUUUAUUUAAAGAAUUCGAGUGAGAUUCUCUCUCUGCAUAAAAUUUCUUAAACUGCAAUGAGUAUGUUCUAAGACAAGAGACCCCACAUGGAUGGCCUGUCUUCUCGGCUGCCAUUAAUACACAUGUUGAGCUUUUCAAUUCUUUUUGGCAUUUUUUAUCAUGGCCUUGGAGACAUUGGUUUUCGUGGGUAUAGAAUCAAAAGUUUGUAAGAGCACGCACAGUGCUCCCUCUGCUCUUUUUCUCUACAGGGUAUGAGUGGUUUUCGUCCCUUUGGAGUACCAUCCCCAAUUGCCACACUAGUUUUAGUUUUGGAAUCUACUUGGUGGUUGAGCAAAAGAUAGUAAUAGUGGUUUUCUUUUGUAGAGUAUUGGGGGAGUUGACCUAAAAACUUGGUUGUUGAUCAGGGAAUUUUGUGGGUUUAGGCAGAAGUGGGUAUUUUGUAUUGGAGUAGAUUUAGCGUUACUUGUGAUGGGUUUAGAACAGGGUUAGAAUUAUUGAAUCUGCUGAUAGAAGUUUUGCCUCAAUUGGCAAAAAAUCUUAGUUGCGGAGGUGCACUCUGGAUUUUCGAUUUAGGCUCUCGACGGCAAAAAAUCAACUGGGUUUUUGCUUUGAAUGUAACUGUUUUUGGGCGUUUUGUGUUGUAGUACUGUUUACUAGGUUUACUUUGAAGUGGAUUAGGGUUUUUGGUGGGCUUCCAGGAGGGUUUGUGGUACUUGUCUUUGAAUAAGUUCUGUGUGUGAAGCUCGGUUCUUGACGGUUUUUGCGAGAAAGAUGGCUUGCGUGAAACUGGGAUCUAAGACUGAUGCAUUCCAACGACAAGGACAGGCCUGGUUCUGCACGACCGGGCUUCCUAGUGAUAUCGUUGUUGAAGUUGGGGAAAUGUCCUUUCAUCUCCACAAGUUUCCGCUGCUAUCUAGAAGUGGAGUUAUGGAAAGGUUGAUUGCAGAAGCAUCAGAUGAAGGAGAGGAAAAAUGUGCAAUAAAUCUUCCAGAUAUACCAGGUGGUGCCAAAACAUUCGAACUUGUUGCCAAGUUUUGCUAUGGUGUAAAAAUUGAACUUACUGCCUCAAAUGUUGUGUACCUGCGGUGUGCUGCUGAGCAUCUUGAAAUGACUGAAGAAUAUGGGGAGGGUAAUCUUAUUACACAGACUGAAACCUUUUUCAAUCAAGUAGUCCUCCGAAACUGGAAAGACUCCCUAAGGGCACUUCAAACAUGUGAGGAUAUUCUUAACUAUGCUGAAGAACUCAAUAUCACAAAGAGAUGCAUCGAGUCGCUAGCCAUGAAGGCAUCAACUGACCCAAAUCUGUUUGGGUGGCCCGUCAUGGAUCAUGGUGGCCCCAUGCAGAGCCCAGGUGGGAGUGUCUUGUGGAAUGGGAUAAGCACAGGUGCCAGACCCAAAAAUGUAAAUUCAGAUUGGUGGUUUGAUGAUGUAUCAGCUUUGAGUUUACCUUUAUACAAGAUGUUGAUUUCGGUCAUGGAAUCUCGGGGUAUCAGACAGGAUAUUGUUGCUGGAUCUCUUACUUAUUAUGCAAAGAAGUACCUACCUGGGCUGAACCGACGCAAGAGCACUAGUGAGUCUUCCACCCGUCUGACUACCGCAGUCUUGGGGUCUCCACCAUCGGAAGAAGAUCAGAAGCUAUUACUGGAAGAUAUUGACCGGUUUCUUCCAUUUCAAAAGGGACUAGUUCCAACAAAUUUUUUAUUUGGUCUGCUGCGCACAGCCAUGAUUCUGAAAGCCAGCAACUCAUGCAUGUCGAACUUGGAAAAAAGAAUUGGAAUGCAGCUUGAUCAAGCAACUUUGGAGGAUCUCCUAAUGCCCAACUUUUCAUACUCCAUGAAAACACUUUACAAUGUUGACUGUGUGCAGCGGAUCCUCGAGCAUUUCCUUGCCAUGGACCAGAUUACAGGUGGGGCCUCGCCAUGUUUAGUUGAUGAUAGCCACCAGAUCAUCGGGUCCCCUUCGUUAACACCUGUCACAAUGGUAGCCAAGUUAAUUGAUGGGUACUUAGCAGAAGUUGCCCCUGAUGUAAAUCUGAAGCUCCCGAAAUUCCAGGCUCUUGCUGCUGCUGUUCCUGAGUACGCCAGACCCCUGGAUGACGGUCUUUAUCGUGCAAUAGACAUAUACUUAAAGUCACACCCAUGGUUGGCGGAGUCCGACAGAGAACAACUCUGUAGGCUGAUGGACUGCCAGAAGCUCUCUUUGGAAGCCUGCACUCAUGCUGCACAGAACGAGAGACUACCAUUACGAAUAAUAGUCCAAGUCCUCUUCUUUGAGCAGCUUCAGCUUAGGACUUCAAUUGCUGGCUGCUUCCUUGUAUCCGACAAUCUGGACGGAUCAAGACCGUUGAGAAGUGGUAUUGCUGCAUCUUCUGAGGGAGGCUGGGCGACAGCAGUAAGGGAGAAUCAGGUUCUGAAGGUGGGAAUGGAUAACAUGAGGAUGCGGGUCUCUGAGCUCGAGAAAGAGUGCUCAGACAUGAGGCAGGAAAUCGAGAAGUUGGGUCAAACAAAGGGUUCUAACACCUGGGCGAAAAAAUUCGGGUUCAAGUUAAAGUCUCAAAUGUGCAGUGCUCAAGAGGGGUCUGUCAGCAACCAGAAUAGUAACAGUGGUAAGAUUGAAAAGGCCAAGCAGAAGAGAAACUGAUCUGUAGAUGGCUAACAUCUUAUUAUUUCUCCUCCUCUUUGCUUCAUUUAUCUAUAGUUCCAACUUCUAGUUUUCAGAUUCCACUGUUUCUGUGUCUCAGAAGACUUUUUUUUUUUUUUUCAUUGUUUUCAUUGUAUCAAUCUUGUAAACUGUAGAUGGAAGAACAAGAAAGUGUAAUUGGUGUUCUCUUGUAAAAGGUUAAACUGUUAAAGGACUCUCCUUCAUUCUUCUAGUUUUGAGGCAAACAUUUCUUUUA